GUGGGUAUAGCCUCCAGUGACAUUGAUAGGUAAAAAGUCAACAAAAGCCCUGGCAAGAUAACAAUAUUUAUAAAAUAUCUCGAGAAAUAAUUGUUCCACUUUAUAUCCACGUUAACAUCAUGGAUUGAGGUGUUUAUUUGAGCAUUUACUCAUAAAUACUUCAUUUAAGGUGACUGGGCAACUGUUAUUUCGCUUGUUGGAUAUUAAUAACUUGCGGACAUUCUUUAUUUCCUUGAAUGUUAUACGAAUAGUUUUGGAAUUUAGCUAUUAUGGUGAUGGAGAAUUAUUAUUCACAUGAAAAGUACCGAGAUCUGUGGUUGAAAAUCAAUCACCUACAUCUGAGCUAUUUGGAUAUGGAAGAGAGCAGAGAGAAAAUAGUGCAUCGCUCAAAACUUGAAGAUUGUAUUGCGGAGUUUCUAUUCGUCGCCCAUCACAGAGACAAAUUCGUUAAUAGUGAAACCGAAGACGUCCUGUACAGAUCUGCAGCGUUUAAGAAGGAUUUCAGUGCCUACAAGGCAACGACUGGCUGGAAUUCUCUUCAAAUCUACGCUUCAAAUUUGUUGACCCAACCGUGGCGCCAAGAGUAUCGACAAAUAAAGACUUAUUGCGGAUUUUACAAGCACCAAAUCGAGGCUAAUUUAAUGGGCGCUGAGACUUUAUUCCAAGCAAUGGGUUACAAGAACAUCGGAAAUGGUGUUUUGGUCUUGGAUGGCCCGGUUUGUCCGGACAGAGUCUCCAAUAUGUCCAGAGACUGUUUGGUCGCCUACGUGGAAUGCCAGAUUUUGAAGCACAUUUGGGAGGAAGUGUCCGCAGUUUUCCACGUGUCCUGGCUGGAUAUCCUUGAAAAUCGUGUUGAGUGUCCAGGAAAUAUCGAGCAAUGUGUGAACAAUAUUACGUAUAAAUACAACGCUAAGCGGUUUCAACCGCCAAUGAGAAGUGCCCGAAUUGAGCAGUCGAACUCCGCUAGUCAUGGAUCUCUUCCAAAUAACCUUGUACAUGUUCCAAAAAAUCCUAGUUAUGUUACAGCUUUAGUCGGACAUAAUCAUGUGUCUCUUCCUCAGCCGCUGGUCACCGCUCCAGUGCCAUUUUGCUUGCCACAUACCAACGGCUGCGCCAGCACUUACACUUAUGGAUACGGCACUUACGCGCCCCAAAUGCCGAUUGUAAACCAACCACUUGCAUCCGUUAAUGGCUUCUACUUCCCUAACGGCCCCUCAGCAAUUCAACCGGCUUACCAAGUCCCAACAGCGCAGCUGAUUGAGUUUGAGAAGCGCAAUGGACACGACUUGGUUGAUGAAGGAUCCGCCUCCAGAAGCCGAAGGCCUCGAUUGGAUUCUAAUGGAACUCUGGAAAGCGACCGAGGGUCGAAGAUUGCUGCCGGAUCCGGCCAAGAAGACAAGCAAGCGCCAAUGGAAGAGGACUGGGAUUAUGUGUUUCGGAAUUUGGAACAGCAAGGCUACAGUAAAGACUUAGGGGAGCGCGGCGACGUUUUAGGCCUGAGUUCGGGCAAGCACCGAAAAUAUGCCAAAGAAGCAGCUCCGAGGCAACGAGUGAGAACCACGAAUUUGGACGAAGCGCUCAAUAGUCUUACGGUGUCUGAUCGGCCGCUGAAAAUGACGGAAGCUUUAGAGCACAUGGAGAAAAAAACUCUCGAAAGGAAUUUGCCGUCUACAAAGGAAAGGCGGCAUUCUCAGGGCAGUUCUUAUGAAAAUGUUAUCGGCAAUGAGGGGCCAAAGCCGGCUUUGACUCACACAAACAUUCAAGCGAGUUAUUCGUCUAGUGCUGCGGCGGCCCCAAAGAUCAAGCUGCCAAAGGAAAGCGCAGAAGUUACUCAAUUGAAUGCAGUUGAAGAGAAAAAACGAACGGAACCCGAAAAAAUUCUAUCAUCGAAAUGGCAAUGCAAGUCUUGUACUUACUUGAAUGAUUUAGCGAAAGAGAUCUGUGAGAUGUGCAGCAAAAGUAGAUAUAGCGGGAAGGAGCAGCCAAUGGAGAUCGGCGGCCCCGAGUGCUCAAAGUGUACAUUAGUCAACCCAAAAAAUGCCAAAAUAUGCCAAGCUUGCAGCCACAGCUUGAAAAACUCCCCCACAUAUAUUUAGGUCGACUCUGACUAUUUUAAGCGGCACCGCUUAUGUAUAGAAAUAUAAUAUAUUUAUUGUUACAUCAAA
This is a messenger RNA of Dendroctonus ponderosae (mountain pine beetle), 2165 nucleotides long. It is a transcript of the gene tamo, whose product is annotated as protein tamozhennic. The transcript has 8 exons. Gene Ontology annotation, cellular component: cytoplasm. Lineage: Eukaryota; Metazoa; Arthropoda; Insecta; Coleoptera; Curculionidae. The record is from RefSeq and is a predicted model, not a curated record. Bases 270 to 2096 code for a protein of 608 amino acids.